AUGGCAUACGGGCGAGGAGGUGCGGGUAAUUAUUAUGCAGCUAAAGAAGAGAGUAAGAAGGCUGCCGAGGACAUUGAGGCAAACCAUUCUGGUUCAUCCGUGACUCCAGCCACAGCGCAGCCCUCUAAUGCAUCGCAAAGUUAUGCACACAUGGGCCGGGGCGGGGCAGGCAACUGGUAUCAGCCUACUGAAUUGCAGAAAGACGGUACCUUCACUCAACCUGGCGAUUCUACUGCUAUACCUACAUCUCCUACCCCACAGGUUAGCACGCCAUGGCAUCCUGAGGGCCAGGAGUUGCCUAUUGCGAGGAGCGGAAGAGGUGGAGCAGGUAAUUUUGUAUGGAAGAGCGAAGAAGUGGGAAAGAAAGAAAGAGAGGUCGAAGACGCUACCAAAGAGGGAUUGCGCGAGCAGGCAGAAAGGAGUGUUGAAGCAGAAUUGGCUAAGCCACCUGGUGCACUGCUUGGGAAGAAGACCGAGAAGGGCUGGUAA
Bipolaris victoriae FI3 is the source of this 489-nucleotide messenger RNA. RefSeq lists its product as hypothetical. Bases 1 to 489 code for a protein of 162 amino acids. The record is from RefSeq and is a predicted model, not a curated record. NCBI's taxonomy places the organism in Eukaryota, Fungi, Ascomycota, Dothideomycetes, Pleosporales, Pleosporaceae. The transcript is spliced from 2 exons.